GCUCUCAGUGUGAUUAUCCGCAUCCUUGUCCCGAAUACAAUUUAGACUGAUGUCUUCUUCCUGGCUCGGGGAUGGGGAGGCGUUUAUCUCGUCACGUCCCGGGUCUUCACCCCGCCUCCCUUGGGCCUCGACUCGUGAGGGUAUUUUGGUUCCGGGUCGGGAGGCGGGCCCUCGGAGGGUCCGUGCUUCCGGGGCGGGGCCAGCGGGCGGGGCGCGCUCACCCGGCCUGUGUGGAGCUCGGCGGCUGCAGACGCGGCGGUGGCGGCGGCGGCACGGCAGACAGCGGCCCCGGGAGCGGCAACAUGAGCGGGUCACAGAAUGAUGACAAAAGGCAAUUCCUGCUGGAGCGACUGCUGGACGCAGUGAAGCAGUGCCAGAUCCGCUUUGGAGGGAGAAAGGAGAUCGCUUCGGACUCUGACAGCAGGGUGACCUGUCUGUGUGCCCAGUUUGAAGCCGUCCUUCAGCAUGGCAUGAAGAGGAGUCGAGGAUUAGCGCUCACAGCAGCAGCCAUCAAGCAGGCGGCGGGCUUUGCCAGCAAAACUGAGACAGAGCCUGUGUUCUGGUUCUACGUGAAGGAGGUCCUCAACAAGCACGAACUGCAACGCUUCUACUCCCUGCACCACAUCACUGCGGAUGUGGGCCGAGGCCGGGCCUGGCUGCGCUGUGCCCUCAACGAGCACUCCCUGGAGCGCUACCUGCACAUGCUCCUGGCUGACCGCACCAGGCUCAGCACGUUCUAUGAAGACUGGUCUUUUGUGAUGGAUGAAGAAAGGUCCAGCAUGCUCCCUACCAUGGCAGCUGGUCUGAACUCCAUACUCUUUGCAAUUAACAUUGACAACAAGGAUUUGAAUGGGCAGAGCAAAUUUGCUCCCACUGUCUCUGACCUCUUAAAGGAGUCAACACAGAAUAUGACGUCUUUGUUGAAGGAGUCCACGCAGGGCAUGAGUAGCCUUCUCAGGGAGAUCACAGCAUCCUCUGCUGUCUCUAUUCUCAUCAAGCCGGAGCAGGAGACUGACCCUCUGCCUGUCAUCUCCAAGAACGUCAAUGUUGAUGCCAGAUCUAAGAGGGAGAGGAGGAGGAGGAAGAAGGUGACCAACAUUGUCUCUUUUGAUGAUGAUGAUGAGGAGCAGAGCAUUGGGAACACUUUAAAAAAGAUGCCUGGAACUACAGAAAGCUCGGAGGAGAACUCCGACCGCUCCUCCAUCAAUGUCACAUCAACCUUUGAAAGCCCCUUUGGGCCAAACUCCAAUGGGAGCCAGAGCAGCAGUUCCUGGAAAAUGGAUGCUGCGUCUUUGAAUGGGGAGCUGGGCUUCCAGAAGCUUGAUGUGAAGAGCAUCGAUGAUGAUGUGGAUGAAAACGAGGAGGAUGUGUGCAGGAACCCAGCAGGAAGGAGGAAUACAGGCCACUCUGAGUCGCCAGACAAACCACUGGAUGGGAAUGCCUGCCUCCCCCAGGUGCAUGGCUGGGCCCCACUGCAGGUGCUCCAUGGAGAUGCUGAUGCCGACACUGACGUCCUCUUCCCUGUCAGUGGAGUGGGCUCCUAUGUUGCAACAGAUGCCCCUGUGGGAAGCCUGGAGAAUGGGGCAGGACCAGAGGACCAUCUACUCCCAGAGCCCGGCCUUCGGUACAGUGUGGAAGCCAAUUCUCCAGGCCGAGGAAGCCCUCUGAAUAGCUUGUUACCAUCUGCCUCAAUGCCCGAGUCCAUGACAGUUCAUGAACUACGCCAAGCCAUCGUGGCCAUGAUGAACAGAAAAGAUGAACUGGAAGAAGAGAACGGGUCACUGCGGAGUCUCCUUGAUGGCGAGAUGGAGCACUCGGCUGCACUCCGGCAAGAGGUGGAUGCCCUGAAGAGGAGGGUAGCAGAGCAGCAGGAGCGCCAUACCACAAAGGUUCAGGCGCUGGCAAGAGAAAACGAGGUGCUCAAAGUCCAGCUGAAGAAAUAUGUAGGAGCUGUCCAGAUGCUGAAAAGAGAAGGUCAAACAGCAGAAGUUGUACCCAGUCUUUGGAAUGUUGAUGGAGAAGUUACAGUCCCUGAACAGAAGCCUGGGGAAGUUGCUGAGGAACUAGCAAGCUCCUAUGAGAGGAAGCUUAUUGAGGUGGCUGAGAUGCAUGGGGAGCUGAUUGAGUUCAACGAGCGUCUACACCGGGCCCUGGUGGCCAAAGAAGCCCUGGUAUCCCAGAUGAGGCAAGAGCUGAUCGACCUCCGAGGUCCUGUGCCUGGAGAUUUGAGCCAAACAUCUGAAGACCAGAGUUUAUCAGAUUUUGAAAUAUCUAAUCGGGCGCUGAUCAAUGUUUGGAUCCCGUCUGUGUUUCUCCGAGGCAAAGCAGCCAAUGCAUUUCAUGUGUAUCAGAUCUACAUCCGGAUAAAGGACGACGAGUGGAACGUGUACCGGCGGUACACCGAGUUCCGGGCAUUACAUCACCAGCUGCAGAGCACGUUCCCGCAAGUAAGGGCCUACAGCUUCCCGCCCAAAAAGGCCAUCGGAAACAAGGACGCCAAGUUCGUGGAGGAGCGACGAAAGCAGCUCCAGAGUUACCUACGCAGCGUCAUGAACAAGGUCAUCCAAAUGGUGCCUGAGUUUGCUGCCAACCCCAAGAAAGAGACCCUGGUGCAGCUGGUGCCCUUCUUUGUGGAUAUCGCCCCGCCUGGAGAACCACUGAACAAGAACAGCAGGCCCAAAGUAGCUUCCCGCUUCCCUAAGCUGUCCCGAGGCCACCCCAGGGAGAUGCGCAAUGUGGAGCCUCAGAGUGGUGACCUCUGACCUCAGUGGAACCCAGACCCCAGUCACUUUGUGCUCAACCUAGCCAUGGCAGCUGGCCCUCGACACCUUGGCAGGAUGACCAUGUUCCCACAGAGAACAUGCUCUUCUUGCUGCCACCCAAUUAAACUCGUCAGUUUUAGCUGCUGGCUCCCUGUCCUUAGAGCAAGGUAUUGCUUACUGGACCGAAAAGAUGGGGAUACUGUUACUAUACCCCUCAGGGUGCCAAGGAUGGUUGUCACCUCCUCCAGUUCUGCCAGCAGGUCGGUGGGUGCCAGGACCCCUGGUUGAGAUGCACAUGGGCAGAAGGAUCCUUCAGAUGCCACUUAUGACGUGUUCCCGCCUGGGAGCUAGAAUGACUGUUAUGCUCUUGGAUUUCCUCUUGAUGCAACUGCCUGCUGCAGCCUGUGAAUGGGACUCCUCCUCCCUGUUCCUCUGUCCGCCAUGGUGAUUAGACACCAACAGCACUGCCCCAUGGCUGGUAUGGAUGGGAUCUCUCCAGGAAUAGUCCUCUAGUUGCCUAACAGAGGCAUUGGCGGUGACUUUGGUCUUUGAAGAACUUCUUCUCUCCUUGUGCUGGCUCCAGGAAGCACCGUCUGUGCAAGACACCUAAGGCUGCUCCAGCAAGGGUAGCUAGGUGGACCUGAGGGAUUUCACCAUCCAGUCCAGCCAUUGGCAGCCUGGAGACCCUGAGGAGAACAUCCCUGGCCCUAGAUUGGUGGUUGUGACCUCAGGUCCCCGGAGAUUUGGCUCUGGGUAUUACUGUGGAAACCCAGUAAGCACUACAGUGUCUCAGACCCACUGCCAGAACAGAGCGGAGAAUGAUUGUCCUCUGAGGUUGUUUAGCACACUCUGUCCCCUAAUGUGUCUCAGUGGGAGCAGAAUUCUGUGUCCCCCAAGGUGAUGUUCUUCUAUUGCUCUCAUCUCAGGGCACCAUCCUAGAGGCCAAGGCUCUCAGGCAUGGAGUAGAAUAAGAACCAGCUACUUGGCAACUCUGCCUUCCUCUGCCCCCAAGCCCGGGUCUGUCUGCUUCUCAGGACCCACUGUCUCCCUAGCGCAAAACCUCCUUGGUGUCUUGGGACAGCUUGGAAAAAAAGCUUACAAAAGGAACCAUGUACCAAGCAAUAUGUGCGUCCCUGCCUGCCAAGGAGUUCCCAGUGGCAUCUGCGUAGGGGGGCGACAGCAGAAACAGCCUGAAUGUGGUCCUAGAAGGGCUUCAGCUCAAAGCUAGACCUUGGCAAGGAGUCUGAGGAAGUAGGGGCUUUCUAGCCCGAGGAAAGCUUAGCGAAAGUCCCCUAGAGGCAAGAGGGAACUUCAGAGUACAGGGAGACAGACCUAAACAGCUCCAAUUCUGAAGGGCACCUUGGGCUAGGUGGGCUGUGCCCAAAGGAGGCAGAACACACCUUUCCUCCCUCAUGACUGGGAGUAGGAGUUGUGGGAAGCAGGGAAACCAUCUUCAGCUUGCUGGGAGUGGAGGAUCCAAAAGAUUCUCAGCCCUAGAAAGUCAACGUGGUUCUUCUCUUGUCUGCCUAAGAGACCAGACUCCACACAAACACCACACCCAGAAUGUAGGGCGGGCAGAUGGACCCAGCGGCCAAAAAAAGAUUCUGUGAGACUCUAGUAGCCCUAAGCCCACCUGAGCUUGGAGACUCAGAUGGACACUUCGUAUUCUGUCAUGUUCUGUAAAGAAAGGAUCCUGACACCUCCCACAUCUCCACAGCCUAUAGUUCCAAGCAGCAGACCUGGCCCCAACACAUCACUAAGAGUCUGUUCUCUCAGUGCAGACACAGAUGGCAUACAGAACUAUCUUUCACAUUCAGCACCUGCAGUUAAAGCAGAGGGAGGGAAGAAGGGAGGGAAAAAGAAAGGAAGGAAUGGAAAAAGAAAGAAAGAAAGGAAGGAAGGAAGAAAGAAAAAAGAAAGAGCAAGAGAGAAAGAGUAGAUGCCUUGGCUUUCGAGGAUUAAUUAUGGGAAAUUUGCCCAACUCUGCAAUAAUGUGAAUAUGAGAAUGGUUCCAGGGACCAUGUGGGACUUUGGUUGCUUGAUAUCUGUCUCUUACCCACCCCUUUUUCCCCUUGUUGGGGAUUGACACUGGGGCCUUGCAAGUGCUGGACAAAAGCUCUCCACUGAACCACACUCCGGACCUGCUCAGACUGAUCCCACAGAAACCUGGAAAUUAUUCUUGGCUCCAGAGUUCCUAUCUCAUUACCUCACAGUGUGAGCAUGUAAGCCCCUGGAACUUGGGCAGAGCAGUGCAGACCAGGGGGUUCAGGUGAUGGAAGGCUGUUCCCACAAUGCUCCUAGAUCUGAGGCCCAAAGUCUAGAGAGGAAUGUAGGACCAUGGCCACCCAGUGGGUCUGACACAAUGCCACCUCUUCAGGAGACUGUUUCCCAACCCUGAGCCUGGCUGUGGCCUUGGCAUCCUUGUGGCUGCUAAAACUUCGUUCUUAGAACAGUUCAUGUGUCCUGAGGCCCAAGUCACAGUGUUCCAGGCCUCGGCUCCUGUGCCAUCUACAGCAGCUCCAUCUGUGUAAGACACAGCUGUUGUGUUAAUAUAACUGGCCCCUAAGGAGAGGCUGGGCCCUGGUCUCGCAGGUCUACCACCAGACUCCAUCCCUUUGGCACCCUUCACUUGCAUACACCCACCCAACUGUGCCCUGCUGAGGACUUAGAAGCUCAGAUCUUCAGUCACCAGGAUGACCCAGGAGCAGUCCAGCCAUAUUGCCUUGUUCCUGCGCAGCUACACUGGCUGGGAGGCAUGCAAGGAGGAGCAGCCUCGUGCCCAUGGCAAUAAGACCUGAUGUUCAACACUCCCACUAGGGACAAUGCCACCCACUGCAGAGCUGCCUCCUGGUCGGGGGCGCUGUGGCCAGAAGGCAGGUACCUCCUCAUGAACAAGGUCUAUUGUAAUGGACAUUCUUCAAAAUAUUGUGCAUUAUUUCAUUAAAGCUAGUGUUAAUUGUUUGCUGUUUCAGUUGGUUCUGCGCUAACUUUGCACAACUGUAGCACUGUAUAUUUUAUCUAAUGUUUCUGUGCCAAAUGUUUGGCUCUCUGUUGCUCUGACGUAGUCUCCAUUAUGGUUCUGAAGGAAAGUGUAGGCAGUGGGCAGGGGAGUGGAAUGCACUCUGCAGACUGCAGUGGACGCUGGGUCAAGGCUCGGGUUCACUUCUCACCACGACCAUCUCCCGUCUUGUAGACACUGCUCACUGCGUGUUUCAGCUGACAUCCGCAACCCACUCAACUCCACUCCGUCAGGGGAGACCGCUUGACCACAUGGAGGUUCUUGUCAUCAGUAGGAUGGAUUGGGAAGCCCCAGGAAGAAUUGGGACACAGGACACAUGACAGUGGGUUGCACAGGAGCCCGUAGGGUUGCUGAGCAUCUGGGAAGAACACCCAAGAGCUGGGACCUCUAGGGGAGUGAGGGUCUGGUUUGCCAUCCCCAUCCACCCCAGAGAGGUUCUCUGGCUGCUGCAGCCCUGUCUGGAGCCCAGAAGCCUGAGCAUGUGGUACCCCAACUCCAACUCCCCUCUUAUGUUAAGGUUUACACAAUAGAAUUUUUAAACAAAUAUGUUUAAUUUUCUAAAAUCUCUUGUAUUAAAUUUUUCUUUUGGAAUAAGCUGUGGAUUUUGUUACAAUCUGAUUGAGAGAAGCCUUUUCAGUGAGGGGAU
This is a messenger RNA of Microtus oregoni (creeping vole), 6427 nucleotides long. It is a transcript of the gene Snx29, whose product is annotated as sorting nexin 29. The record is from RefSeq and is a predicted model, not a curated record. The transcript is spliced from 21 exons. NCBI's taxonomy places the organism in Eukaryota, Metazoa, Chordata, Mammalia, Rodentia, Cricetidae. Gene Ontology annotation, molecular function: phosphatidylinositol binding. The coding region runs from base 72 to 2762 and encodes 896 amino acids.